Equus caballus (horse) is the source of this 3937-nucleotide messenger RNA. Lineage: Eukaryota; Metazoa; Chordata; Mammalia; Perissodactyla; Equidae. The record is from RefSeq and is a predicted model, not a curated record.
CGCGCUCCUCCCCUCGCCUCCCAACACCCUCAGCUCCGGCCGGACCCUCCCUCCUCCCACCACGUGUCCUCGCCGCUCCCUCCCGAGGGGCCGCGCGCACGGGUAGCCGGAGAGGCGGCGGGGAUGGCGCUGUGACAGCCGGGCCGGAGCCCUCGCGUCCCCCCCCCGCGGCCCGGCCCGCGCCGGCCGCUCGGCCCGGCGAGAUGGAGUCCACAGCUUACCCUCUCAAUUUGACCCUGAAGGUGGAGGAAGAGGAAGAAGAGAUUCAGAGCCGGAAACUGGAGGAUGGUCCCACAGAUAUGCAGAAAGUGCGAAUCUGCUCAGAGGGCGGAUGGGUGCCGGCCCUAUUCGAUGAGGUGGCCAUAUAUUUCUCCGAUGAGGAGUGGGAAGUUUUGACGGAGCAACAAAAGGCCCUGUACCGGGAAGUCAUGAGGAUGAAUUACGAAACUGUGCUGUCCCUGGAAUUCCCGUUCCCUAAGCCAGACAUGAUCACGCGCUUGGAAGGGGAGGAGUCUCAGAAUCCUGACGAAUGGCAGCUCCAAGGAGGAAGCUUUGCAGAAAAUGAAGACUCUGACGUGAAGCCUCCGGACUGGGCAGGCCCGCUGAGUACCACCUCCCCGUUUGCUCAGCCUCAGCACCUUGAUGGCUUUGGCCUCCGUCUGCCUCGGGACAUCACAGAGCUGCCCGAGUGGAGUGAGGGGUACCCCUUCUACAUGGCCAUGGGCUUCCCGGGGUAUGACCUCUCAGCGGAUGAUAUCGCUGGGAAGUUUCAGUUCAGCCGGGGCAUGCGCCGCAGUUACGAUGCGGGCUUCAAGCUGAUGGUGGUGGAAUAUGCCGAGAGCACCAAUAACUGCCAGGCUGCCAAGCAGUUUGGAGUGCUGGAAAAAAAUGUCCGAGACUGGCGCAAAGUGAAGCCGCAGCUCCAGAAUGCCCACGCCAUGCGGCGGGCAUUCCGAGGCCCCAAGAAUGGGCGAUUUGCUCUGGUGGACCAGCGUGUGGCUGAGUAUGUCAGAUACAUGCAGGCCAAAGGGGACCCUAUCACCAGGGAGGCGAUGCAGCUGAAAGCUCUCGAAAUCGCCCAGGAGAUGAACAUUCCAGAGAAAGGCUUCAAGGCGAGCUUGGGUUGGUGUCGGAGAAUGAUGCGAAGGUAUGACUUGUCCCUGAGGCAUAAAGUGCCCGUGCCCCAGCAACUGCCUGAAGACCUGACUGAGAAGCUCGUCACCUACCAGCGCAGUGUGCUGGCUCUACGCAGGGCGCAUGACUAUGAGGUGGCUCAGAUGGGAAACGCAGACGAGACGCCCAUUUGUUUAGAGGUGCCGUCAAGGGUGACUGUUGACAACCAGGGUGAGAAGCCUGUCUUGGUCAAGACGCCAGGCAGGGAGAAACUGAAAAUCACAGCAAUGCUUGGGGUCUUGGCUGAUGGCAGGAAGUUACCUCCAUACAUCAUUUUGAGGGGCACAUACAUCCCCCCCGGGAAGUUCCCCAGUGGGAUGGAAAUCCGCUGCCACCGGUAUGGAUGGAUGACCGAGGACUUGAUGCAGGACUGGUUAGAAGUGGUGUGGAGACGAAGGACUGGCGCCGUGCCCAAGCAGCGGGGGAUGCUGAUUUUGAAUGGCUUCCGGGGCCACGCCACUGAUUCCGUGAAGAGCUCCAUGGAGAGCAUGAACACUGACAUGGUCAUCAUCCCAGGGGGCCUGACCUCGCAGCUUCAGGUGCUGGAUGUGGUGGUCUACAAACCGCUGAAUGACAGCGUGCGGGCCCAGUACUCCAACUGGCUUCUGGCGGGGAACCUGGCGCUGAGCCCAACCGGGAAUGCCAAGAAGCCACCCCUUGGUCUCUUCCUGGAGUGGGUCAUGGUCGCGUGGAACAGCAUCUCCAGCGAAUCCAUUGUCCAGGGGUUCAAGAAGUGCCACAUCUCCAGCAACUUGGAAGACGAAGAUGAUGUCCUGUGGGAAAUUGAGAGCGAGCUGCCGGGAGGAGGGGAACCACCCAAAGAAUGUGACACUGAGAGCAUGACAGAGAGCAACUGAAGGGAGAGCACAGCAAAUGGAACUUUGUUUGAGACAGUUGGGGAGGAAAAUCCUCAAGAAGAUUCCUCGAAAUGUGGAUGUACAGGGAACAGCAGGAAGAGGCCGUGGGGCUCCGACAGCCCAAGUCUGGAUCGCAGCCUGUGCUCCCAUCCCGGGACCGGGACGCGACCCAACCCCGCCCGGCAUCCAUGAGGUGUCAGAAAAGUCUAGGACUCUUAAUUUCAUCAGACAUGUUUAGGAAAGAAACUGCUUCUGCCCCAUUUCUUGUCUUGUUUUAGAGAUUACUCCAUGUGUCCAUCGGAAGAAACCUGUAAAUAGGAACGAACAAAGGUGUUUCCUGGAGAAGAGACCAUUUGUUCUGCACCAACAGGAGACUCAUUAUGUGGGUCCAACUCCACUGGCAUCCUUUCUGUGCAGAAAACCUCAAGUAAAUGUUUUCUUCUGCCUUUAAAAAUGCUUCCAAGGGUAGAACCUGUCCCCACACAGGUCAUGACUGCAGAGAAGGCUUUGUCAAAACGUGUCAUUUAUGCACACCUGCUCCUUGCACAUUUCCUCUUUUGGAACAGUGAGACACUAAUGAUAACCAAGUUCAGACACACUGGCCGGGUGCCAGCAGAUGGCUUUUCUAUAGACAAACUAGGUUAGUGUGGAAGAUACAGGUUAAAAUAAACUAUGCUGUUUUAUUUAUCUUCCCAAUCUGGUUGGCAGCUAGAUUUUUUUAGGGUCUCAUUUAAUGGCCCUAUUUUUCAUUAUUAUUAUAUUUAAUGAUAGGGCAGCAUUUAAGACACAAAGUCUUCUGUUUCUCAGGCUGCCUGCAGGAGAUGUCACCGUAAAUGAUCUGCUGUCUACAUGGUACAAGGCUCAUUGACUCAUCUGAUACUUGUUUUGUUAAUUUCUUUAAUAUUUCUAUCACAAGGGUGGUGAGAGGGCCUGGGCUUUUAGCUGCAGCUUUUCAAGACUCCUAAUCUCCUCCUACCCUACAGGAAUGGGUGGGAGUCUUUGAAUCUUUACACUAUAGUAAUUUGCAUUCCCACAUAAGUCGAGUGUUACAAAAACAUUCCUUCAGAGUUAUUUGUGCUACAAAAAAUAUGCCAGAACCGCAUAGACAAAGCCAUUGCUAGAAAUGUCAUUCCAAUGUCAACUCUGGAUAACAGGCUACCAUAACCACUUUUCCUUCCUAUAGACUCAGCUCAUUUGUCUAUUAUACUGUUCUUGGCAUCUUGAAACACCUAUUGCUACUCAGGUACUCAUUUUCCUAUUUAUUAGUGACUCACCUUUCUCAUUUUUUUAAACCAGUUUUCUUCCAAGAGGGGAAAUCUCAAUUUCUGGUAUCUGAAUCAAAUUUUCAAUGUAUCAGUUGUUUUCCCAUUUGCUUUUACCUGUACUGUAUUCCUUGUCAUCUCAAAUGGCAUCUAUACCUAGCUACUUGCCAUUCCAGAAGUUUCCAUUCCCUCCAGUUCCACUUAAUUUAUCCUCCACUGUCCUGGUUCCUGGCUCUUUCCUCUUUAUGCCCUAUUUUACUUACUUUGGGAGCUUAAAGGAUUCUAUAAGACCUUGUUUUGGGUUCCUGCAUUGGAGCCACGGUUACGUUGCAGAGAAGAAUAGAAAAUGGGUUCAACUCCUGUUUCCUUUCCCCAACGCCUCCUCGAGUCUCAUCAUCCGCUGAUAGGUGAUGCCUUACAGGUUGCAUAGCACUGGAACUUUCCUAGAGUAAUGGUUCUACUGUCAGGGUUUUUCUGGGCUCGUUCUUCCACUGACUUAAUUAUGAUCUAUGCCUAACAGAGCCCCAGUACAACUAUUUUGCAGAAUGGCUAUUACCCUAGAAUUACUAUAGCACAUAUUGAGAUAUAGUUGUACUCCCCAGUAGGUAGGAACUGACCCCAACAAUAAACUUUGAUAAUAAAGAC